Messenger RNA from Orbicella faveolata, 7050 nucleotides. RefSeq lists its product as uncharacterized. The record is from RefSeq and is a predicted model, not a curated record. Gene Ontology annotation, biological process: positive regulation of translational initiation; 3'-UTR-mediated mRNA stabilization. Gene Ontology annotation, cellular component: cytoplasm. NCBI's taxonomy places the organism in Eukaryota, Metazoa, Cnidaria, Anthozoa, Scleractinia, Merulinidae. Gene Ontology annotation, molecular function: mRNA 3'-UTR binding; translation activator activity.
GUGAAAUUCCAUGAUGCUAGUGAAUAAAAAUAAUAAACGUGAUAGCUUUAGUGUGCCAUGUUUAUAAGUAUCGGUGAUUUUAGGUGAAUAUGCAAAAACGGCUGGCAGAUAUCAUGAAAAUAGUACCGUGUCUGUAGGAAAUUGACUAACGAACGCCAGAAAACCGCAGAUAGUGUUGUAAAAUGAUUUCAAACCAUGUCCUUUUUCUUCUAAACAUUUUGUUAAACAACUGUGUGUUUUCUCAAAACGUUGAACCAACAAUGGUUGCCAGGGGGAUCAACAACAUACCGAUCAAGAGCAUACCUUAUCAGUUUUGGAACUGAAGCUCUUCAGCAUAAUUAAGCAUUUUCAGCAGAAAGGCCAACAUUAUAAAGUAACUUGUAUUUUAUAAUUGCAGUCGGUCUGGCAAACUAAGGUUCCGCGAGUGGUGACAGAGAAACUGAGGUGACUAAAUUGAAUAAAACAGAGAAGUAAAUUCGGUUAUUCGCCAUAUUAGUAUAAUUUGAAUAGCGUACAAGUUAUAUUAUGCCCAAUUAAAUUGAACCAAAACACUAGAGUAAGAAUUUGGACGCCUAAGAUGUUACCUCGUCUCAACCUUUUUCGAGGACACCUCACAACGGUAGAUAACAAGCAAUAACAAUUAUGUCAAUUAUUUCAACGAUUUCUCCAGAAAUACUCUUCGAGAAAGCGAGGGAGCAAACUGCAAUCUACAGUUAUCCAAAAGCACGACAUCUGGAGAUCUUUUUUUGGGAAAAAGGCUAUUAAGUUUUAUUGCUUUGAUACUGCCUUAUUCUUGUGUUUCCGUUUUAUUUAGGGUAUAUAUUCGUAGUCAUACUAACCUUCAGAAGCCGACGGUUAUUUUCCUUACUGUAAUUAUACUAUGUUUACGAUCUGCGAUACCCAUACUUAAUUUUGCAGUAAUAACCAAAAAAAUAUAUUCAACGAAUUUUAGCAUUUUCCAUUUCAGGUUAAAAUGAGCUCAAUUGCAGGAAUGUCGUCAUUAUCAGUUAAAUCGCCAUUCAAACCAUACUGUACUUAACAUUAAAGCUCUCAACCAAGAACGUAUCCUUAGAACAAAACCAACCAACACACAAAGCUUCAGUGAAGAAGUAUAUUAAAUUAACGUGCAUUGAUAAAGCCGAGAAAAACAGUGACUAGGAGGAAGAAAUGAUCAUAAGAAACAGUACGUUCCUAAUUUUCUUUUUGUAAGUCUGUUACCUGCAUCAAAGGAUUUCCUCGUGGAUAUCACAAUUAUGUUACUUUGGUUGGGUAAUAAUCCAUUUCCUGUGUCCACCGUUGAUCUUAUCCUCACAAAAUUAAAAACUUUCUUCAAUGGCUUUACGAACUUGGCCUUGCAAGACGAUUUAAAAGAGAAGCCGUUUGCCACAAAGAACUGUUCCUGUGAUUUCAGUGAUAUUCUGUGAAAUGAUACUUGUUUCACUCGUUUAUCCGAACUCCAUUACCUCGUCACAUCAGUGGACAACACGUUCUCGUUAUGUACAUUUCAACUGAAUCUCCUAUGGAAUUUUGUUUGUAAUUCAGGAGCUUAUCGAGGUGUACUUUAACUAAGAAGAAACACUCUUUGGUGCGUGAUGUCGCUAAAAAAAUUUAAAGAAGGAUGUAUUUGAGAUCGAGAGUUUUUUGCGUCCUAGUGAAUCAUAGGAAAAAUUGCCGAUAGAUUAGUUGAGCGCUUUCUAUUUGUAUUCAGCGGCGUUCAAAGAAGGGAAAACGAGAGAGAGAAGGAAUAAAUUAUUUACGAUAUAAAGAAAAACGAACGAUCGUUACGGGGUUGUACUGAUGUAUAUUCAAAAACAAUAUACCAUUCAUUCAGUUUGAAACAGGAGACUGGAAGAGCCAUAAUUUUAAUCUGUUUGUAUCAAAAGGGGUACUAGCAGUCUUCGUUUACUACAAAGUGGAAGUGGUACGAGAUGCGGUGGAUUGCAAUCUAAUACUUAACAAUUGUUAUUUCUCUUCCUUUUGGUAAUUAGGUUCACAUACUUACAUUUCUAUCCUUGUGUUUCUUCGUUGCUAGUUCAGUCUUCGCAACUUCCUCUUGAUGUCUUUGCUACAUUCCUGUACUUUAAACAGAAGCUCAAAUUGUAGAAUUUUUCGUAAAUAUACACCACACAAUCCUUUCCUUUAAGUAUUGGCGACUUAUCGCCUGUGAAAGUAUGUAAGAAUAUUUAGGACCGUGUACUUGAUCUUCAAAUCGAGAAGAAUUCGAAAUAGUCUCUCGCUAGCAGGUUAAACUCAUGACAAGAAAUCUAACAGCUUUUCAGUGACGCGCGCUUCCUUUAUUUUAAUUCACAAAGAUAAAAAUGAAUGCUUAUUAGCUUUAAUAUUUCAUGGUUGCUUCAGCUUCUUUCUUAGCACACACUUAAUUUUUUUAGGAACUAAACAUUUUAUACAUUAUUUUGGUAUUUUGACAACCAUGUUUCCCUUAUUAAAUUUUCUUAGAUCAUUCUAGUAAGUUAAUUUGUCGAGUAAGAAUACAAGAUAGGUAAAUUAUUUUAAACAUCUUUACAUACAGUCAGCAGGAAUUAUUAGAGUUGGUUUUCUAAAUUGAACACAUUUUGCAGGCCCCUUGGCGUGAAGUCAAUUGAGCGGUAUUCACGUCUUAGCACGGUUUCGGGAAUGGUCUUCAACAAAAAAAGAUGUACCAGCUCUAACUAAUGGAAUAGCAUUUAUUAUGCAAGUUCAGUUUUUACAUUCGAUACACAAGAACAAAACUAAGCCCAGACAAAAUAUUAGACGGUUUAAAACCGCGACAUACUAUUAAACGCCCAUAUAGUCGAUAUUAAAAAAUUGUACAGAUUGAGAUUGAAGCAGGUCAUGACGUAUUCAACUCUAGAUUGACAGAAACAACUCGAAAACAAAAUGUAAAUUAUCAAUAUACCUGCUGGUAUCCAAUCUUGGUUUCAGCGGUUUCCUGAUCCAGUCGAUUCAGAGUUCGUAUGGGUAGGUCGGCCAGGGGGAUCUCAAUAUCUUGUCAGGAAUCUUGCAUGCCAUUGCUUGACAUAUUGCUCGUCCGCACGUGCUGCGCUGACAGCUUAGAAUAGCAGACGCACCGCAGCAUAUAGAAACCCAUUUAAUACUCCUUUUGAAUGACAACGCAAACCAAAAAAUGCAGCGAACAUGUCAGACUUUGUGUCUCCACGACUGAUGAUUACGCAACCAGAAUAAUAACGUCCAGGUACACCUUUGCUAUUCAGAAUGCAGCUUCAAGUUAAUACGUUUUCUUUAUGAAUGCCUCGAAAAAUGCAAGAAGAGAGCGAGAGCUGACAAUUUGCUCCAGGACAUGCCACGUGAUUUGAUUUCCCAAGAUGCAAAGAGAGAAAACGCCCUUGAGCACGCUUUUGACGCUUACUUUAUUUUCCGUCGUUGGCUCAACUGUAAGUUUUAUUUGUACCUGUUAAUCUCUCUUCAAACCAACAUUAUGGGUGACAUAGAUAUUGGAAAGCGAAUUUUUGUCAAGGGAUUUUCCCCAGAAACUACUGAAAACGAGCUGAGAGCUUAUUUUGAAAGAUUCGGCACUGUCAAGGAGAGCAAAGUCGUGCGAGAUCGCAACGGGUUUAGCAAAGGAUAUGCUUUCAUCACAUUCGAAUCACAAGAAAUAGCCGACAAAGUUCGCGACCAAGAUAACCUUGAAUUUGACGGCAAAAGUUUAAACAUUGGUAAAGCAGUCCGUAGAAAGAGCAAGCGAAAUUUUGGAAAAUACUACUAUCAUCGGCAAGACGUGAAUGAGAGCUCAGGCCAUGGCAGCUAUUAUUCAUUUUCGACAUCAGAUGGAAGCAUGUAUUACGCCAUGAAUCAACAACCGCACUUCGUUUUAGUGCCAGCAUAUUCUCCACAGAUGCAUUACCAAUCCCAAAAUCCAUACCCUCAGCCUUCCCAUUCAGCUUCUCAGCCAAUCUACACAACGACAGCAGUGGUGGGGAAUUCUUAUCUGCAGCCUUCGCCUUAUUCGUUUCCCCACGGACAUUCAUGGAACGAAGUUGCAGCGGUUCCAGUGAACGCCGCCGUUGUGCCAAAAGUCCACCACCAAUUUCCUGCAGAAAACCCGACAGAAAUUGCAGUUGCUAGCACACAUGGCCAGGCAGCGCAGAUAGUUAGUCUGGCCAUUCCCGAGGGGAAUUAUGUACCGGAUGUCGGAGCCGUUUCUGGAGUUGGAGAGCUGGUGUUUGAGAGCCCUAAAGGAAAAGCAGAAAAGAAAGUCCAGGCUAUAAAGUUCUUAAAGAAGCAUGAACCAUCAAGUCCAGCCGGAAUGUCAGUUCCUCCAACUGCCACCAUUCACGUUAUCAACGGACAAGUUCCAUCGACCCAGUAAAAUAAUCAGUUAGUUCAUUACCUGUAAGUUGGUAGAUCAAAAAAUAAUUUCUCCUUACUAUGGCAAAAUUAAUUUCACUUUGUACUGAGAACUUCCUCGCAAGGCAAUAUGCGAUGAUUUUAUUUACUCCUGUCACUGGUCACCUGAGAAUCUGAAUGUGCAAUAUGCUGCACAGUGCUGAUCAAUUUCGUGAGAAGACAUUAACUUUUGAUCACUCCUAAAAAUUGAAAGGGUGAAAAUAAUCUGAUUUGGCUGAUCCAAAGAUAAACAGUUCGGCAGUACUCUUGCAUGACCUGUAGCUGUAGAUAGUAAACGUGCUGAUACAUCUUACUUCAACUAUAAAGUAACCGCCAUGAGCUAUUUAUUACUAACUUAAAUUACCAUGCUAGCUAUAAGAUCAAAUAUUCAUGAAUAAACAGCGUGAUUAUCUGUACUGAUUCCUUUUGCUCUUUUACCAAACCAGGUUUCUUGCGAUCUUGAAAUAGCUUUGAAUGUUUUCGUAUCAUUGUGCUGCAGGAGCUAUGAGAUGCCGUAUUUCGCAAAAAAAAUACAAUUUUUUACGUGUUUUUUUUAGCGUCUAGAUAUAUCCAUGCUUAUAUUUUCAAUGGGGUAUUGUUAAAAGACGUGACAUCAACUAUACAUGUUUCAGAUAUGGAGAGUAUAGCUUGUGAUAGGUUUAUCUGAAUUUGAUGAGAGAAAUCCUAAAGUUACAGACAAGACAUAAUGAGACAAAUACUAAGAUAUACACCAGCUGCAGUGGAGAAACAAAAGUAUUUUGAGACUGAUCAGUGAGAUACUAUUUAUUCAGCGCCAGAAGAGUCCUGUGUUAUCUGUGUUUGUAAACAGGCUAAGCCAAUAAGUAGGUGGUUUUUGAACAUUUUUCACUAAUAUACCUAGUGGCGUAAGUCAUCUGUGAACUAUUUACAAAGCUGUUGUUUAAUAAACUAGUCAGUGUACCCCUAUUGAUUCAGUCACUCAGUUUUUUUUUUGGACCUUUAAAGAGGGGAUUACAAAAGAACAAUGGGUUCUUUGACAGUUAUCAGGAAACAGUAUUAAUUUUUUUUUAGUUGAUAGUCUAAAUUGUGUGACAGAGAUGCAAUUUGCCAAUUAAAAUAUUGGGUAGUUUAUAAGAGUUAAAACUUUGACCGCCUUAGGGACUUACUAAGGAUGAUCAAACUCAGCUAAGAUACAUAAAAGAAAUGGGGUGGACUUUCGAAUUUUUUUGCUCAGUUAUUAACAGAUUUCCGCAGAAUAAAAGCACAUGUGUUGGACAAAUGAUUUUAGAGGCAUAGUGUUGCCUCAGAGCAAUUGCUUUCUUGUUUUGAAAUCGUCAUGAUUGAACUUCUGCCAAAAACAAAAAAAAAGUUUAGGGGCAGGGAGUUUAAAGAGAAAAGUUCCAGUUUGAUUUUCUUUUACCCUAUAAAGUGUAAAUCAUGCUAAGUCUGUCCUUUCUAUGAGUACUAUGAGCUAGAACCGGUAACGUCUUCGUUAACUUUGGGAGAAGGAAAAACGUGCGCACGUUCUGGACUGAAAACUAUCAAUCUACUGUCCCUAUCUCGCUCCAGGUUGCGUCAACUCACUCAAAAAAGGCGCGAAAACUAGCCUGCCGGCCGCCAGGACUCGGUAGUGCCGCUGACAAACAAACAAAUGCUUGCCUAAUUUCCCAACAGUUUUUAAUCUAGUUUUGCAUUAUUACGUAGUCCUUUGGAAGCACCAAGACACAUUUGAGGAUAAAGUGGUAAGCAAUGAGCUUUUCAAUGAACACUUUCUUCUUGAGCAGAAUGGAAAGCUUAGAUAGGUUAAAACUUCAACGUGAACUGAAGCAGAUCUUCAAUUGAUUUGAUCUCUGCAUGAGAUUCCUUCUUCGUUACCAAGAGAAUUUCAGCUGUUGUUGUUUUGAAUUUUUAUUGUGCAGCAACGUAAACUGACCGGGAAGUUUGAAGAAGAAUUUUGCGCAUGUAUUUACUGGCGGGAACCACGUGCGCGCAUCGAUCCACAGUCGAGGAGUCAGUUAUACUGCAAAGAACUGAAGGUCGGCAAAAUAAAUAAGCUUAUCGUGAAAUAAAAAGGCGCAUAACCUUUUAAAGUAGAAUCUUUUUUAUACAUAUAUUGAACACGUUUUAUUAAUAAACAUUUAUAUGCUCAUUGUAGGUAAUAUGCCACGAUAAACCAGGUGCAUUUUCAUAAAUUCUGCCGCAUAUAAAGUAAGCUUAACCUGAGUAAGUAAGCUUAAGAACUAAAUAGGGAGUUUUAAUGUUCAUUUUGGUCUCGUAAAACAUCUUCACGAAAAGCAACCUGACCGUGAAACCGAAAGUGAAUACGGUGAACUCUACUGAAUUGUAUAUUUUCUCUUGAUUGUAUUUAUUGGAUCGCAAAACCACGAAUUGUCAGAGACGGGAAGUGGUCGGGGGACUGGAUCCGAGAUUGGAUUAUUUGAGCUUAAUGGCUACGGAAGGAGUCCAAUUAAUUCUAAUUAAUGGCUCCCGGAUUAGAAGCCAAUGAGUAUUUUAUGCUGCAUCAGUUUUUAACCGUCUUAACUUUUUAGUUAUAGAAUACUGACUCAGACAGAGUUGAAGAAAAACUUUCCUCAAGCAUCAAACUAUGAAUCAGGUAUCGUCUACAUGUUUAACUUUUAUUAUGUUGUCAAUUCAUCAACAAAAUCUUUAAAUUUCUCGCUAAAUUACGCUCUUGGCACGAUUUAUUUGACAGCUUUUGACUGAAAU